This is a messenger RNA of Saccostrea cuccullata (small rock oyster), 1212 nucleotides long. RefSeq names its product repetin-like. Lineage: Eukaryota; Metazoa; Mollusca; Bivalvia; Ostreida; Ostreidae. The record is from RefSeq and is a predicted model, not a curated record.
GUGAUAUGUAACUAGGUGUGACUAGGCCACGACUGACACCCACAGUUUUCUUAUAAAUAUCAAAUUUCUCUAACUGUGGUUUUAAUAACACAAGGCCUAAAUGCAGGAUUUUUGAGCAGGAAAAGAAAGAUAACUCUAAUAUUCUUCAUAACAACGGUAACCUCUUGUUAUAGAGGAAAUGUGGAGAAUUGUGUUCCUGAUUUAUUUCCUCAUUCUUGUUUCUUGUCAAGAGAAAAAUGAAAAGGGCCCUGUGAAAAUCAAUGAUUCAAAGAAAUUUAACGAGAGAGACCUAUUCCGACACUUUUUCGGAGAAAAUGGCGAUUUUCCUACCCCAUGGGCAAUCGGUGACUUGGAAACCAAGUUAAAUUCGGGAAGUCAUCAGGAAAAACCGGAUGUUAACCCAAAAAGUCAAAAGGAUACAGGGAAAGAUAAAUUAACUUCUCGUCUUGGUACAAAGAAAUCCGAUUCUCACCCUGGAAAGGGUCGGAAAGAUAAACCAGAUUCUCGUCCUGGUAAAGGCCCGCGAGAUAACUUAAAUUCACGUCCCGGUCAGAGGAGAGACGACAAAUUCAAUUCACAUCCUGGUAAAGGAGAGACGAAAAUCAAUUCACAUCCUGGUAAAGGUCGACAAAACAAUUUCGAUUCACAUCCUGGUAGAGGUCGACAAGAUAAAUUCGAUUCACAUCCUGGUAAAGGUCGACAAGAUAAAUUCGAUUCUCAUCCUGGUAGAGGUCGACAAGAUAAAUUCGAUUCACAUCCUGGUAGAGGUCGACAAGAUAAAUUUGAUUCACACCCUGGUAGAGGUCGAAAAGAUAAAUUCGAUUCACAUCCUGGUAGAGGUCGAAAAGAUAAAUUCAAUUCACAUCCUGGCAGAGGUCGACAAGAUAAAUUCGAUUCACAUCCUGGUAGAGGUCGACAAGAUAAAUUCGAUUCACAUCCUGGUAGAGGUCGACAAGAUAAAUUCGAUUCACAUCCUGGUAGAGGUCGACAAGCUAAAUUCAAUUCACAUCCUGGUAAAGGUCGACGAAAUAGACUAGAUUCACAUCCUGGUAGAGGUCGAGGUCAGGAAUAAAAUUUUUAUCCUGAUAGCGGUUGAUCAGAUCGAUGCACGGCGGAUUCAAUGUGCCUCUUUCAUUUACAUGUAAAUCAAUUUUUAAUGAAUUAAAAAUAUAUCUUUUGUUACAAUAAACAUUAGUGUUUUGAGAAUGUAAA